AUGCUCUGCCUCUACAACGAUCGACAAUCUCACCUGAUCACCUCGCCUCACCUUGUCGGCUACAUCACCUUGCCAACAACCUCACCUUAUCGGCAACCUCAGAAAGAUUGCUUUGAAGUGUAUGCCCUAGUUCCAGGGCUUCUACGGGAAGAGGUGAUUAGCUUACUUACAGUUUUGGCUACACUUGCAUCUGUCUCCCCAAAGCUGCCUCUUGGUUAUCCAGCCAGAUUAUCUUUCACAAAGGCCAAGAAAUUGAGUGACCCGCCUCUAUACCCGGUUGCUGGACUUGCUAUAGUUUAUGUUGUUUGUUUCACUUCAAGUUCAGUUGUUUCUUUAUUUACAAAUAUACCCGUUCUAUAUCAUUGUGAGUGGCGGGGAAUUGGAGGACUCUAUGCCUCUCUUUUACUCAUUCUCUACCACUUCAUAGGUUCAUCCAUACCUUCAGGUUUUGUGUUAUGGGUAAUGAGAGAAUUGCCACCUUCGGUUGCGGUUAAUGUUCCGGAAGAAUCUAGAACACUUGCUUUUGUAAGUGACUAUUCAACUACUAUAACACAACCACAACAUUGUACCACUAUUACAACUGCACAAAAUCAGGGAUCAAGGGCAAGCCAAUAUGUCUGA
This is a messenger RNA of Lactuca saligna, 621 nucleotides long. NCBI's taxonomy places the organism in Eukaryota, Viridiplantae, Streptophyta, Magnoliopsida, Asterales, Asteraceae. The record is from the annotation of a GenBank genome assembly.